Molecule: messenger RNA, 2049 nt
Organism: Rotaria sp. Silwood1
Lineage: Eukaryota; Metazoa; Rotifera; Eurotatoria; Philodinida; Philodinidae
Source: the annotation of a GenBank genome assembly
AUGGAUCCACAAAUAGAGCUUUAUCUUCCGGUCACACUGAUGAUACUUCGAGUUAUUCCUAAUAUUCCAAUCGAUGCUCGUUGGUCACCGAAUGGAAAGACCGUUGCUGGAGGGAAUCGAUCGGGUGAUGCCACAAAUCAACUCAACCGCCCUCAUGGUCUCUUCGUUGAUGAUGAUCAAACGAUGAUCAUUGCUGACUACGUGAAUAAUCGUAUCGUCCAAUGGAAGAUGGAUGAUAAGAAUGGACAAGUUGUAGCUGGAGCAAAGGGCUACGGAAAUCGAAUGGAUCAAUUGGAUAGUCCAACUGAUGUGCUGAUCGACAAAGAGAUUGAUAGUCUCAUUAUCUGCGAUUGGCGGAAUCGACGAGUUGUACGAUGGUCUCGUCGUAGUGGUACAACUGAAGGAGAAAUUCUCGUUGAUAACAUCACUUCUUGGGGAUUGUUCAUGGAUGAUCAGAGAUAUCUCUAUGUCUCUGACAUCGAAAAACAUGAAGUAAGACGAUAUCAAAUAGGAGACAAGAAAGGAAUUAUCGUGGCUGGUGGAAAUGGAAAAGGUGCUGAUCUCAGUCAACUCAACUACCCAACCUACAUCUUUGUCGAUCAACAACAGAGUGUCUACGUAUCAGACAACGGAAAUCAUCGCGUAAUGAAAUGGAAUAAAGAUGCAAAAGAAGGCAUUGUCGUUGCUGGAGGUCAAGGUGAAGGGGAUGCUUUGACACAAUUGUCUUGUCCUAUGGGACUCUUCGUCGAUGCGUUGGAUACCAUCUAUGUAGCAGAUUACCGUAAUCAUCGAGUAAUGCGUUGGAUUAAAGGAGCAAAACAGGGUACUAUCAUUGUGGGUGGAAAUGGUGGAGGAAAAGGAGCAAAUCAGUUCAAUUGGCCUCGUGGUCAAACAUUAAAAUACUCAUCGAGUUGUACAGUUGACUUAUGCUCGAAUAAUUCUACAUCAAAUAUUGGUUGUUCAUCAUCACCAAUCUGCUAUCAAUUCAAAACAUCAAACAGUACAAUCCUAUGUGCACCUCAAGUCGUUUGUUCUCUUUUUGAUGCAUGUAUAAGUAGUACAAGAUGUGCAACUAAUAACAGUGUUUGUGUUAUCAAUAGUUGCUGUUCAACACCAAUAUCAGCAUCUACAACUGGAAUUUGUUCAAAUGCAACAUGGAAUCAGAAUACAACACGUAUUGUAUCAUCGCUUUGGAAUAGUAGCUAUCAGUUUACGAUUGGCGACUUUGAUAUUGAUUCUGCUGAUAACAUCUACGUUAUGGAAACCUACAACAAGCAAAUUUAUAAAUAUGCUCCCAAUAGUACUGUUGGAAUAUAUGUGGCAGGACCUGGUGCAUCAUCAACUUAUACUUUGCAGCGCCUAUUCGUAGAUUCUAAUGGAAUAAUUUAUACAUAUGAAUCUCGUUAUUCAUAUCCAAUUUAUAACUAUCGAAUACAACGAUAUGAUUCUAAUAAUUGGAUUAACGGUACAAUUAUGUUUGGCGAAACUCAAUGUGGUUCAGAUUUGAAUAGUUUUUGUGGAUGCGUAGAUAUAGUAGCUGACCGUCAAGGAUCAGUAUACUGUUCUGAUUCGAAUAAUUAUCGUAUCAUCAAAAUAACACCAAAUAAUUCUAUUGCGAUUGUUGUUGCUGGUGUAACAAAUACAACUGGAUCACAAUUGAACCUUCUAAGUUAUCCACAAGGAUUAUUUGUCGAUGCUAAUUAUACUCUAUAUGUUUUAGAUGCUGGCAAUAAUCGUGUAGUGGCUUUUUCACCAGGAAAUCAAUAUGCUAGAUUGUUAUUCUCCUCUUCGAUCAGUACAUCCUAUUCUUCGAUAUAUUAUAAUUAUAUCAUGGGUGGUUUAACUCUUGACAAUUCAGGCAAUAUUUAUGUAGCUGGUGUUAAUAAUAUUACACGUUGGGCACCUAGUACAUCAACUGUAACAACUAUUGUGUCCGUAUUUUAUUGGUCUGCUCCUAGAAUACGUUUAGAUAGCAAAGGUAAUUUAUAUCUUCGAUCAUACUGGGAUGGUAGCAUUGAUAGACGGAGCAUUUUCACGAAUACAUGCUAA